AUGGACCACCUCAGAAGCACUCUUUAUGCCAUCGCUCAGCGCGAGGGCAUCGCCAUGGCCGACGCCGACCGCGCGCUGGCGGCCUACCAGCACCAGACCGCGCUGCCGUCUCAGCCAAAUGACAGAGACACAGAGACACAAACAGACUCCCAAAGUCGGACCCGUAGUGGGAGAGAAAGAGUAAGUGCGGAGCAGAUGAAGGUAGUAACUCCGCAGUCGACACAAACACAACUCCAAACGACACAGACGCCGCAGUCGACACAAACACAAGUCCAGUCGGCCCCAACACCCCAUAUGUUUCCAACCAACAUCUGCUUUGCCACCGCGGUCAAGCUGCUGGAAACAGCCCGAAACAUGGAGUGUCGCGAGUACAUUGCCCAGCCCAAAACCAACCACAACUGGAACGAGAUCCUGCGCACGCUCGAGGCCCAGCGACAGCCGUUCGACCAGCUCGAGGACAUGUGUCUCGUCAUCCACAUUUGGAACGGCAACUCCACCUCGGCCGCCUGCAAGCUGCUUUUCGAGAAGUUCCCCCACAGAAGCUACAACCAGUGGCUGUACCGGUACAAGAACCUCAAGGAGGCCGGAGGAGAAGACCUGGAGGGAGCAGAGGAGAGCCAAGGCAGAGCCAAUGGCGAGGAGGAGAUUCCCGAAGAAGUGUUCCGUACUCACUUCAAAACCCGAUUCCCAGACGUCUACACUGAUCGAGUGCUCGCCAAAUCGUCGUCGCUCUCACAUGACAAACCCGACCGCAAGUGGUAUUCGUUUGCAGUGUUCGAGGACUGGGCCAUUGUGCUGUGUCUGUCAAACCAGGGCGCCACACCCACCAUCAUCGAGGCCGCACGAGAGCUGCACACACAGUUUCCUCACCGCACGCUGUGUGCGUGGAAUAACCGGUGUCGUAUGAUGAUCCAAAUGAGUUCGAUGGAGUUCUCCAAGAUGGCUGCAGAGGCCAAGGCUGGCUACGACCACGAGCACGCCCUAAAGCAACUCGAAAAACGCUUCCCAGAAGUUUACAAGGUUCCUGUCUCCACAGGACCGUUGCCAUCAUGGACACAGAACAAACCUACCACCUCGGCCACAUCACACCGACUAGUCAAGGAGAAUAAGAAAAUUCGGUUCACAGAUGUCGAGAACACAGCCACAUACGCUCAUAUCGCGUUGUGCCAGACGGUUCAGGCUGCUGCCCGACAGAUGGCCCACCUGUUCCCCCACAGAUCGGUGCGUGCUUGGGACAAACGUAUGCGGGUGCUGCGCGCAGUACCUGGAUGGCAGCAAACAGCGCAGGUAAGCUGCUCCCAGUACAGCUACGAGGCAACGAUCGAACAUUUGCAGGCGCGAUUCCCUCAGGUAUACAACGCUGAGACGUACAGACCCGAAAACGAGAGCAUGGCAACGCGCGCGGAUGAGUCGUUCCUGCGCAAGGCCAGAUUCGACGAGUUCGAAGACCAUGUGGUGCUCGUGCACCUGUCCUUGUCCCCCACCACGACGGCCACCAAGUUACACGAGCUAUUCCCCCACCGCACCCAGCAGGCCUGGAGACAGCGGACACUGCACGUCCAGAACAAAGUGGACGCCAACGCCAUCGAGCAUGCCAAGACGUCGUAUUCUCAUGAAAAUGUCAUGCGGCACUUUCGGCAGCGGUUUCCGUGGGUAUACCGGGAGAUCAAGAGCGAGCCCGUGGAGGCCAUCGUUAAGGUCGAGAGUCCGAUAAUGCCCACUCCGCAGAUCAUGCACACCAUGCCUCCUCGUCUGGAGCAUAUUCCUCCGCCUUCCCCUGCUCUGGCGUUCCCUCUCACUCCUCCGUUGAACACCGAAGAGCUUCCGCGAAGUCUGGCUACUUUGGAGCGCCUGUUGAUCCUCAAGACAAUGGCGUCUUCCAAGUCUCCGGCCACGGAUUUGUCUCGUGCAUGGCCACAUAAGCAUGUGUACGAGUGGACGACGCUGUGUGAUUCUCUGAGGAAUGCUUCGAACCAGGAGUUGGUGGUUGCCAUGGAGACGUUUUGCGAGCAGGAGUUUCGAGCCGUGCUGGCCGUGCACUAUCCCCAGUACCGUGUUCAGCGUCGUAAGAGUUGGAUUGAUACAGUUUUGAUCAAAGGGUAG
This is a messenger RNA of Yarrowia lipolytica CLIB122, 2103 nucleotides long. RefSeq lists its product as uncharacterized. Lineage: Eukaryota; Fungi; Ascomycota; Dipodascomycetes; Dipodascales. The record is from RefSeq and is a predicted model, not a curated record.